This is a messenger RNA of Daktulosphaira vitifoliae (grape phylloxera), 3196 nucleotides long. RefSeq names its product mutS protein homolog 4-like. Lineage: Eukaryota; Metazoa; Arthropoda; Insecta; Hemiptera; Phylloxeridae. The record is from RefSeq and is a predicted model, not a curated record. Gene Ontology annotation, cellular component: nucleus. Gene Ontology annotation, molecular function: ATP binding; ATP-dependent DNA damage sensor activity; mismatched DNA binding. Gene Ontology annotation, biological process: reciprocal meiotic recombination; mismatch repair. Bases 145 to 3108 code for a protein of 987 amino acids. The transcript is spliced from 18 exons.
UUUGUUGUCUACCUUUUCUUUUUCCUACAUUUUAUAAAACUGUAGAAAUAACUAUAUUUAAUAGUAGCCAUAUGCUAAUAUAAUAUAUAUUUAAUAGUGAAUUUUCCUAAGUGUUUUACAGUUACAUAGAACUGUUAUUUAAUAAUGAACAUUGUCAACAACUCAGGUAAUCGUCAGAAAGCUACAAACGAUGAUUUUCAAGUUGUUCGAAUGGGUCGAUACAAGGUUCCUCAAUGGCCUAAAAAAGAUCAUUUAAAUCCUAGUCAUCGUCGUCCAAACUUUUCUAAUACUAGCACUUCAUCCUAUGUCGGUCAAAUAUAUUCUGCUUUUAAAAUUGAUAAAACACCAAAUACUCCUGCAGUUAUCACAGGAACGCCUGUGUUAAGAUCUCAUAUUGCUUCAUCAUCUCAUCAGUCAACUAUAAAUGACAGCGAUAUGGAGAAAUUGUUUAACACAAAAUUAUAUGAUCGAGAAACGUCGAAAAAUAUUAUUCAUCAACAAGUUGUCGAUAUGGUGACUAAUAGUACCCCACAUAAUUUUUUAAUACCGCAGACAUCGUUUGAUCAAGUGCCCAAUUUUUCUGGUCCGAAAAACAAAAAUAAGCCGAACAAUACCAGUAUAAAACCUACAUCAUCUACCAUUACAUCAAAAUUGUCAGAAAGUACUAAAAAUAUCAUAAAUAAUAGUGUAAUAAUUGUUUUGACUGAAGGAAGGUGUUCUUCUCAAGGAACAGUUGGAUUGGCAUCAAUAGAUCUUAAAAGGCCAGUCAUAACACUUAGCCAAAUAAAUGAUACACAAAACUAUGUAAAUACAAUUACAAAGAUAAAUGUUUUAAAUCCAGCUGAGAUUGUUGUACCAGAUACAUUUAUGGAAAUGACUCAAGGAACUGUUAUGUAUAAUUUGAUAAAAGAUCAAUUUCCUUCGAGUACUAUGGUAACAGCAUUAAGAAAACAUUUCUGUAGUAAUCAAGGAAAAGUAUAUUUAAAGAAUGCGGUUUUAUCGGAGUGUUUGUCAGUUUUAGAGCAAACCUUAACUAAAUAUUAUGCGUUGGCUGCUGCGGCGGCUUUGUUUAAAUAUAUUGAAUUUCAACACAAUACAAUUUUUUCAUCAAACACUUUACAACUAGAAUAUGUUGGAGUUGAAAAAUCAAUGUUUAUUGAUGCAAAUUCAGCAUUGAGACUUGAAUUAGUGAUAAAUAAUUUGACAAGAAGUUCAAAAAAUACCUUAUAUGAUGUAUUAAACUAUUGUAGUACUUUCGGUGGUAAGCGUAGACUUAGGGCUUCUAUUUUACAACCUUCAAGUGAUAUUCAAUUUAUAUUUAAACGUCAAAUGGCCGUUGAAGAAAUUAGAGAGGUUGAAGAAGGCGAUUUAAAUUUAUUAACAAAAACAGUUGAAAAGUUCUCUGACGUAGAAAAAUUAUAUUGGUUAUGUACCAAAGUACCCAAAGACAGCUUGAGUAUGUCAAAAUUACAAGGAAAUUACACAUUAUUAUUAAAAUCUGCUUUGGACGCAUUGCCUACGCUUGUCAAUAUGUUGAAACCGUUCCAAUCUGAAAUUUUAUUAGAGAUACAUAAGGUAUUAUCUAACAAAGAAUAUUCAAAAAUGCUCGAAAUUAUUGAAAUCACUAUAAACAAUGAAUCUAUUAGAUCUAGAGGAUAUUCUCAAUCGCAAUUUCAAAGAUGUUUUGCCAUUAGAUCUAACCUAAAUAUCCAAUUAGAUCUUUACCGAACAACAUAUUCUAAGUUAAUAAGUCAGUUUCAAGAUAAUGUAUAUGAAUUGGGUGAACUAUUUAUGACCGAUGGUUUAAUUAUGAAUAAUUCUGCAAAUAGAGGAUUCCACGUUCACUUAUAUUUAAAAAACGCCGGACGAUUUGAUGUUAAUAAACCCCCGAGUAUAUGUAAAAAUGUAGAAAAAACUAAAACCUUCAUUAAAUUUACAACCACAGAAUUACUAGAGCUUAACUAUCGCAUAAAUCAAACGCUGAAUGAAAUAGAAGCGCUAACUAAUGAAAUUUUGUAUGAAAUGUUACAAGAAUUAAGAAAAUACAUUGGACGUGUUUAUGAUUUAUGCAAUAGUAUUGCAGAUUUGGAUUUAAUUUUAUCAUUUGUGAAAUUCAGUAAACGAUCUGGAUUGUGUAGACCAACGUUUGGACAAAACAUUGAUGUUGUUAAUAGCAAACAUCCUAUAUUACAGUUAGUUUGCGAAGCAGUAGGAAAUGAUGUCUUUGGAUCAUCAGACAAAAAUUUGAUAAUAAUAACUGGACCGAAUAUGGGCGGAAAAAGUAUUUAUAUUCGACAAAUAGCUUUAUUACAAAUAAUGGCUCAAAUUGGUUGCUAUGUUCCGGCUACAAAAGCUCAAUUUCGGAUUUGUGAUAGAUUGCUCACAAGACUAACUUUUAGUGAUAGUAUUGAAACAAACGCUUCUACUUGGGUUCUAGAAAUAAAGGAAAUAAAUAGUUUUUUUCAAGCAAUUACAAAUCACAGCCUAGUAAUUAUUGACGAAUUAUGUCGAGGUACAACGUCAGAAGAAGGAUCUAGUUUAGCUUGGGCCAUCUGUGAACAAUUGAUGCAAUCGCGUGCUAUUAUUUAUGUAGCCACUCACAGCGUUCUUCUAACAAAGUUAAAUAAUAUUUACUGCAAUGUUGAAAACUUUUGUAUGGAAGCAUUAUUAUCAUCAGAUUCGGCUAGUGGGCUUGAAUAUACAUACAAAUUAAAGCCUGAAGUAACACCUAUCAGUCACUAUGGAUUAGCAUUGGCAAGAGAUUUAAAUUUUCCUCCCUUUUUAGUAGACUAUGCUGCUGAAAUAGAAGAAUGUUUGUAUAACUCCGAAGCAGAGUUGCCGGAUUACCCUUCAAACGAAGUCGAUAGAGCAAUGGAUAAUUUAGUCAUUGAAUUUUUACGUUUAAAAGAUAUUGAACACAUUGAUGCAGAUAUUAUUAUAAGUCUUACGAAAAAGAUGUUAGAGGAUUUAGAAAACAAUAGCGAUAUUACUUCUGACAAAUGCGAAUCAUCAUAUCUAUCAACUCAAAAUGUAGUAUCAUUUGCUCCUAUUCAACACUUGGGAACGUUUGAAAAUGAUAUAAAUGUAAAUAAGUCUGAAGAAAUUUAACUUUAAAAAUGUUACUAGAGUAUUACUUGCUUUAGAGUUUUUGAUAAUUUCAAUUGAUUAUAUAAAAACUCAACAUUAUUUUAUUAAU